Humulus lupulus (European hop) is the source of this 798-nucleotide messenger RNA. Its product is annotated as MLO-like protein 15. NCBI's taxonomy places the organism in Eukaryota, Viridiplantae, Streptophyta, Magnoliopsida, Rosales, Cannabaceae. Gene Ontology annotation, biological process: defense response. Gene Ontology annotation, cellular component: membrane. Bases 2 to 313 code for a protein of 103 amino acids. The transcript is spliced from 3 exons. The record is from RefSeq and is a predicted model, not a curated record.
GAUGUUGUUGGGGUUCAUAACGCUGCUGCUAACGGUGUUUCAAAACCGCAUCGCCAAAAUAUGCAUCAGCGAAGAUCAGGCCAAGCAGUGGCUACCUUGCAGCAACGACAAAGACGACUCGUCAUCUAAGACUACUCAUCACUUUCAGACCCUUUUCGCUACUAUCCCACGUCUUCUUGCCAAGGCUUCCUCUUCCGAUGAGUACUGUUCAGAAAAGCUGUUUGGCUGGAUGCAAAAUAAGCUUAAUGGAAAACAAACAACCAAGAAUACAAAUACAGUUCCAGCAACUAUGAGGCAUGACUCAUGCAUGUGAAGGAGUUGUUCAGCUUCUCUUCUCAGUGGUGAGUGGUGAUGAACUCUGUUGAUUCUCUUUCAACUCAAGAAAGAAAGGAAACAAAAUAUAUAAGCUUGUCUUGUUUGUUGUAUUCAAACUCUGAUUUGUGACUUCACAGUGUCUGUCUUUGUUAAAAUUUAGAGUGAAAACAAUUGUCUCUACAUGUUUCACUAUAUUGGCCAUAACUUCAUGGGGCCUUAUCUAAGCUUGUGAUGUACUAAUUAUCGUAUACCAAUUUAAUCAUGAUUAUUGUUUAAAAUCCCAAGAACAGAUAUAUCAUAUUGAUUAUGCCUUGGAAGUUCUGAAGGGUUUUGGAAUUUAUUUUAGUUUUGGUUUGACUUUAAUGGUGUUUAUUUUGUAUUGUAGGCUAAAACUCUACUUGGAUAUUUAAGAGAACCAAGACAAUUAUAUAAGAGAACCAAGGCAACAAGAAAUUUUUCUUCAAGUUGUUGGGUAUUAUUUUC